AUGCUGAUACGGCGUAGGUUCACAAGCCGUGAACCAAGACAAGCUGAGGAAGCUAGAAGAAGCACUGGGAGCCGUCGAAUCUUUGAUGGCCCAACUGGAGGCCACAUUAACGAAAUUCGUGACUCUGCUAGAUAUGCCACCUGCAACGGAUCAAGACGAAGUCGACAAGUACUCCAUCCCGCAGAAGAAUCUCUAGCGACAGCAGUGGAUUUCAUGAUGCUCUUGCAACCAGGAUCAGAGCACUCAAGUCAAGAACUCCCAGAGCUCUUCAAAUUCAACUAUCUUUUGGAUGCGCUUCAAGGAGAAGCCAAGGAGUCUGUUCGCAAGUUUCAAGUAACGGCGGAUAACUACUCCAGAGCCAUAACCUUCCUCCCAAACCGGUACGGUUCAAAGGAAGAACUUAUUCAGAAGCUGAUCAACCCGACUGGAAAACUUCCAUCUACGGAGCCAUUCCCUGAAGGAUCAGCGUAUUCUUUCUGA
Messenger RNA from Cooperia oncophora, 480 nucleotides. The record is from the annotation of a GenBank genome assembly. NCBI's taxonomy places the organism in Eukaryota, Metazoa, Nematoda, Chromadorea, Rhabditida, Trichostrongylidae.